Molecule: messenger RNA, 2578 nt
Organism: Ilex paraguariensis (yerba mate)
Lineage: Eukaryota; Viridiplantae; Streptophyta; Magnoliopsida; Aquifoliales; Aquifoliaceae
Source: the annotation of a GenBank genome assembly
CUGUAUGAUUUAUUGGGUGUCCGAGUUAUCCAUUACUCGGAGGGUUGUUCUGUGUGACAAAGCUGGCGAAAUUAUAUAGCAUAUUGUAUAGAGUCCUGGCUGUAGGCAGGAACAACUGCAACAUAUGGUUUGGCAAGCAAUGGGGGAUAGAUGGACCGCAUAUGGAAUCCAGUCAUCAUGUUUUGUUCUUUUGAUUCUUGCUUUGGAAAUUCAUGGAUGUUGCUCGCUUAGUUCUGAAGGAUUGGCAUUACUGGACUUCCGGGAUAGAGUGGGUUCUGAUCCAUAUGGUGCUUUUGCGAAUUGGAGUGCGAAUGACAGUGACCCAUGCCUGUGGUCAGGCGUUAUUUGUGUGGACGGUAAAGUGCAUAUGGUGGAUCUCAACGGGCUUUCUCUGGAAGGAGUACUGACACCAGAGCUUGGAAAACUCAGUCGCUUGAAAUCUCUUGUACUCUCCAAGAACCAUUUCUCUGGCGUCAUUCCUAAAGAGUUUGGACAUCUUACUAUGCUGGAGGUUUUGGACUUGAGGGAAAAUGAUUUGAGUGGAGCUAUUCCGGAAGAAAUAGGAGGGCUGCUGUUGCUAAAACGCUUGUUGCUUUCAAGCAAUAGAUUUGAAGGCAGCAUUCCUUUGGAGCUAGGGAGACUCAGUUUACUGACUGAAUUGCAAUUUGAUGAGAACCUUACAUGUGCUGUUGCCAGCGGAAUUGGCUGCGUGAAUAGAAAAUUUGGACACUGCAUCUGGCAGAGUGGCUUAAAACCAUUGAAGAAAGUAGAUUCCUUUAUGGCACCAAUUAGAUGGAGAUUUACGCAUUACCUCAAUCUGUUCCCAAAGUUCAAUUUAGGGAAGAGCUCCUUGCAUGGUCAUUCAGGCAAUUGCUGCGACAAUCUACAAAGUUCACCUGAGCACGUCCCAAAUUCACAGAACCUAGUUAACUUUGUACGUCGUAGACUAGUCGAACAGUCUAGUAACCUUGUUGCUGCCCCUGCUAGUGGUGGAUCCCAUGACCAGAUCCUUGCUCUUCCAGCUGGCAGAAGUAGUGGGUCAUUCCCUGCCAUACCAAAGGCAAAGAAAAGUCAAACUCCUCCUGCACCUUCACCUAUUAUACCUUCGUCGCAUGAGUCUCACAAUGGAUCAAAUCCUGAUGGACAGUCUUCUGGCGAUGCUAGUAAAUCAACUGAUAAACAAGAUUCUGAUAGUAAAACUUCUGGAAAUGCGUGGAAGUAUAUCGUCGGGAUUUCAAGUGCGGCUUUCUUGCUCAUUGUUGCUGCGGCCAUGUUCUUCAUCUGCCGAAGCCAAGCAGUAAGCACCAUAGGUCCUUGGAAGACUGGAUUGAGUGGACAGUUGCAGAAAGCAUUCAUUACAGGGGUCCCAAAGCUGAACCGUACUGAGCUAGAAACAGCCUGUGAGGAUUUCAGCAACAUUAUCUACACAAUUGAUGGUGCAACUAUAUACAAGGGAACACUAUCAAGUGGAGUAGAGAUUGCUGUUUCAUCCACUGCCAUAAGUUCUCUGAAAGACUGGACAAAGCGUUCAGAAAUGGCAUUCAGGAAGAAGAUUGAUACACUGUCACGAGUGAACCAUAAGAACUUCGUUAAUCUUAUUGGUUACUGUGAAGAGGAAGAACCUUUUGCUAGGAUGAUGGUGUUCGAGUAUGCUCCAAAUGGGACCCUUUUUGAGCAUCUGCAUGUUAAAGAAAUGGAGCAUCUCGACUGGAAUGCAAGAGUCAGGAUUAUUAUGGGAACGGCUUACUGUCUCCAAUACAUGCAUGAUCUGAAUCCACCUGUAGCACAUUCCAACCUAAAUUCAAAUGCUAUCUUUUUGACUGAUGAUUAUGCUGCUAAAAUUGUAGAAAUCAGUUUCUGGAAAGAAUUUCUAUCUAAGUCAAAGAUUUCGGGGGAAAGUGAAUCAGGGCAUUCUGAACUGCCACCAUUUGGUGAUCCUGAAACAAAUGUCUACAGUUUUGGUAUUUUAUUGCUAGAAAUCAUUUCUGGGAAGCUCCCUCACUCAGAAGAUCAAGGGCCUCUUGUGAACUGGGCUGCUGAAUACUUUAAUGACAAAAGGAGUAUCAGCUACAUGAUUGACUCGACCUUGAAGUCCUUCAAGAAUAAUGAGCUAGACAUAAUUUGCGAGGUAAUCCAGGAAUGUAUUCAACUGGAUGCGAGGAAGAGACCAACCAUGAAGGAAAUCACUUCCAAACUGAGGGAAGUGAUCGAUAUAUCACCUGAUUCAGCAACUCCGAGACUUUCUCCUCUGUGGUGGGCUGAACUCGAGAUCUUGUCCGCGGAGGCAGCUUAAUCUGACUACUAUUUUCCAUGUUGUAAGUCAAGUAUCUCUCUUAUUAUGCAUAAAUAUGCGGAAGAAUACCUUGCUCUCUUCAAGCAAACCCCAUCCGUACUGCCUAUUUAACUUCUUCAAUGUCUUUUCAAGGGUUUUUUCUCUACAUUUUGCUAAAUUCUUUUGCUAUUUGUUCGUUGCAUUCGAAAUAAUGUGUGUUGCCAUCAUUGUAUACAUGUUACAUGUACAUUUAUGAUCAAAGAAUGGUAUGUGAAAAGAAUACUGAACAAGGAAUUUAGUCCUGUG